Molecule: messenger RNA, 438 nt
Organism: Closterium sp. Yama58-4
Lineage: Eukaryota; Viridiplantae; Streptophyta; Zygnematophyceae; Desmidiales; Closteriaceae
Source: the annotation of a GenBank genome assembly
AUGGCGCAAGGCCGCGCUAAGGUAGCGGGCGGGAGCGAGUCGCCGCGGAAGGAAAGCGCGGAAGGAGAUAAUGGGAACCGUGGGGAGAAGCGCGGGGGAGGGGCCGUAUACGUGGGGAGUGAAGCUCGAGUGGACCGGGGGCUGAUGGAAGCUGGAGCGGGGAAAAACGAUUAUGGUUAUGAUUAUUAUGGUGGCGGCAAUGGCAAUCCGAUGGCUGACGUGGACAUGACGAAAGAAGCGGAACAGCCUAUUCUGCUCUCCACCUAUGUUGCCGCGAUCAACGGAGGCGGGGCUUCCCCCAGGUGGGAGAUACUGCGGGGCACGCGCAGACAGGGGGGGUUGGCGCAAGAACACGGCGCGCGGUGGGAGGCGCGCAGGUCGCUAGCGCGGAAGGGGAGGUUGGCGCAGCGGACUACGGCGGUGAGGACCGCACGGUAG